Messenger RNA from Rhagoletis pomonella (apple maggot), 1959 nucleotides. RefSeq names its product protein bunched, class 2/F/G isoform-like. The transcript is spliced from 3 exons. Bases 1315 to 1959 code for a protein of 214 amino acids. NCBI's taxonomy places the organism in Eukaryota, Metazoa, Arthropoda, Insecta, Diptera, Tephritidae. The record is from RefSeq and is a predicted model, not a curated record.
GUGGCUUUAUAUGCUGGCUCGACCUUGAGUAAAUAAAGAAUUCAACAGCAUUUUCGUAGUACAGCAUCACAGAAAGCACCGGGCUGAUAGUGGUGCAACAAUUGAAGGCAACUGCCUUCUCGAAGCCGGAAAGUUUGCUCAUUUGAACGCCGUGUGCUUCGAGUCUAAGGCUUUGAAAUUUAUGCCGUUGUGAUGACGCAAUGGAUUGCAGCCUCAAGUGGGCACUCUUCAAUACAAAGACGAGCAAACGCGCACCAACCUGUGAGGCUGCAAAUAGCGCGACAACAAAACCAAAAUCUAGUGCUACAACAACAGCAACGGCCCUUACGGCUACGGCUGGAGCAAGAUCACAAAUCAACACAAUUAAAAUACGAGAAAGGCCAAAAAUUGCCAAAACUACGCAAAUAUCUCUACGGCUUUGGCACAUAUUGCAUAACCGGAAAAUAAGCUCAUUUAUCGCCACAAAAACGACGACCACCACCACCACCACCACCAGCACAACCAAAGCUAGCAGAGGUGGAGUCACGAGCGCCUUGUUCUCGCAAAGACUUUGUGCCCACGGAUGCGUCAACAAAUCCAAUACACGCCUGCUGCGAAGGAGUAAGCAAAUUUAACGGCAUCCACCAGCUUCCAUAAGCGACUACACUUAGUCUGAGAGAGCGGAACACUAAAUACAUAUAAAGGCUCUAGAGGAAAAACAAUAACAAACGGACAAAAAACGGGUACAACGACAAAUGCUGUUUUAGAGGAAAUAUUUUAAGCGAAAAAAGGAGCAACCAAUCUAAAAAAAAAAAAUGAAACAUUCGAAUAUUUUUAUACACAAAGACAUGAUGGAGUUUGGCUAAAAAGAUUUUGGUGCACCUAAAAUCGAAAUCAAGAAUAAAGAAGCUAUUACAAAAAAAUACAGAGGUAGAACAGAAAAACCAAACUUUACAUUACCACUACUAAGCUAUACUCUCGUCUACGUGCGAAUUCAAUUAAAUCUUUGUCACGAAUUGAUUCGCCGCCUUUGCCACGUCUCGUCUUGACUUAAUUAAAUCCAACUAAAUCAAUUUGACUCUAUUUGAGCUGCGGCAGAUUUCACGCCAAUUGGAAAUUGAACAGCAACCAGCACCACCGACUUGAAUACCAAGAAAGCUACAUACAUUGUCUCUCCAUAGCGACAUAAUCGUUGCAAGGAAUCUCAAAUUCAGCGAGCCCGCAAUUCGCGCUGACCCUGGUGAAUCAAGCCAACAAAAUAAAUUCCCCAACGAAGCAGACGUUUUCGCGCAAAUUGUGCCAAUCAAGGCGCAAUUGUUCAUUUGUGCAGUGGCCAUGGAGCCUCCUGGCGGCUUGCCGCCGGACAGAGACAGACAACUAGUGCUGCGCCCUCAGCAGCAGCAGCAGCAGCAGCAGCAGCAACUGGUGCCUUUGGUGUCGCAAGUGAAGCCAACUCUAGCACUGAAUCUUCAGCAGCAGCAGCAGCAGCAGCAAACGCACUCGACGGCCACCACAUCGCCGGCUGCGGUUGGUGCAGCUGCCACAGUGACUGCGACCGUUAGUGCGGCAUCGCUCAACACGACCAACGCACUUGUGCGCGCUCUCAGCGGCGAUGCUGUGUGUGUAACCGCAGCGGGCGGUAGUGGCGUGGUGCCAGCGAGCACCAGUCCUGCGCUGGCAACUGCAGCCAUAGCGAUAUCGGGCACCACUCAGGCGGCCACUGUGUUCAGCGGCAGCGCCGUGGGUGUACAGCACUAUCAUCAGCCACAUCAUACACCCCACCAUCCACAUCCACCGCACACGCACCACUUGCCAGCGCAUCCGCUUCAACCGUAUGGCGUUCAGAACUCGUCGUCGACCUCGUCGCUGCUUGGCGGCAUCUCGAGCGGCAGCUCCAGCACUUCGAGCGGUGGACAGACCAUUGAGAAGCUGUCACGUCCGAUGGCAUUUGAUAAGGUGAGUCCGAUAAAGAAAACGUAA